UUUCCUUUUCAAGCGGGUGCAUGUCUGUGCCAAGGAUUGCCUUGUCAUUGUAUCGACUGGGAAACGCGUGGUCAGCGGCACCACCGACAGCUCCGCUGCAGCCUUACUGGUACCCGGUGGUGUGUAAAGUCAGACUUUAAGCCAGACAUGGAUACUGAAAAGAGCAGCGAGGUUUUAGAUGCGUCAGAGACUCCACAGCCUGAGGAGGCUGUAAUGGAAAAAGAGGUCGUGUCAAAAUUGGAGACACCGGAGGAAUCCACAGAGCCUGAGAAGCAACCAGCUGCUGAUGAAGAGACUGAGCAGAUGGCUGUGAAUGGCCAUGACACAGAAGCCGUAAACUCGAAAGAAACAGAAGAGUUGAUUGUGACGGAAACGGUGAAGCUGUCUGAGGAAAAAACAGAAAUGGAGAUUGAGGAUAGCUUGCCCACAGAAAAAUCUGAAAUGGGGUCAGUGCCUGAUGUGGUGUCACCACCAGAACCAGAUGAGUCAUCUGAAAAGAUGUCUGACCCAGUUGCAGCUUUAGACACAGUACCAGAAAACAUCCAGCCUGAACAACAGCCUGUGCCAGAGAAUGACCCAGAACCUUUGCCUGUGCAAACACCUCUGGCAGAGAGCGCCCCUGAACCAGAGCCAGAGAAAUUGGCAGAAUCAGUUGCAGAAGCUAAAUUACCAGAGCAAACAUUACCUGAACCCAUGAUGCAGCAGCCAGUGGAUACACAACCACCCUGCCAGAACGAGAAAGAGACAGAGCGAGUGGCGACUGAGACAGGACCACAGGCUACAAUGGAUACUGGGGCUGAAGAAGUUCCCAAAGAGGGGGCGAACGAGAAUGACGUUGCAGCAGAGGGGGGAGACGAAAAACCAGCAGACACAGAAAAACCGGCAGGAACUGUGUUGGUGUCAGAGGUUUCCCAGAAAAAGCCAACAGAAGCCGUUACAUUAAAGGAGGAGGCAUCAGCUGAAACUGAAAAUGUGAAACCUGCAGAAGACAAGAAGGAAGUUGAACCAGAAAAGUCAGUUGAGCCUGAUACUGCGAAGGGAGCUGAGGCAGCACCAGAAGGUGAAGGUGUAAAAUCUGAGAACAAUGAUGCCAAGCUUCCAGAGGAAGAGGACACGGCCCCCGCAUCUGGCUCCCUGGCCUUUGCAUUCCUGGAGCAAGAGCAGACCAAAGAUGCCCUGCGAACCUCUCGCACCCUUCUUGUCCUCAGGGGCCUUCCAGGAAGCGGUAAAAGCUUCUUGGCGCGUGCCAUAGCCGACGCCUACAAAGAGCACUGCUCCGUCAUCUGUGCCGAUGACCAUGGCGUAAAGCCAGAGAAUCCAGAAGCGUCUGUGGAUGGAUACAAGGCUCUGGACGAGGCCGUGGUUGCCUGCUGCAGUGCAGGAAUGGCGUCCUCCCUGCUGAUCGUGGUGGACGACACCAACCACACCCAGGAUCGGCUGGCCCGCCUGGGGGAGAUUGCCGAGCAACACCACCUUGUUGCUCUCUUUAUGGAGCCACGUACUGAAUGGAGCAGAGAUGUGGCACAGCUGACCAAGAAGACUAAGCGUGGACUGGAGGGGACUCAACUGGAAGCCAUGAGAGGUCCACUGGAGGAAAUGUCCCUUCCUCUUUACUUUGGGUGGUUUCUUCUCUCCUCCGUCCAGGACAAAGUCAGGUGCACAUCAAUGGACUUCCUGAAAACGCUGGACACCUUGGAGGCCUUCAAGAAACACUUGAUUGACUUCACUGGGAAACCUGAGAAGGAGGUGGAUUUGGAGCAAUACUUUCAAGCCAAAGGGACCCUCCAUUGCACUACAAAAUUCUGUAACUAUGGAAAAGCAGAGGGGGCCAAAGAGUAUGCACAGAAUUCAGCUGUUAAAGAUUUCUAUGGAUCUGUGUUCGAGCUGUCGUUGACCGCUCUCUUUGUCACUCCCCGCACUGUUGGUGCCAAAGUGUCCCUCACCGAGGAGCAGCUUUUGCUGUGGCCAGCCGAUGCAGAGAAGGUGGCAGAGUCUGCCGCCUCCCUGCCUCUGGGAAGCCGCGCCCACGUUACUCUAGGCUGUGCGGAGGGUGUUGAGCCAGUUCAAACAGGCCUGGAUCUGCUCGAUAUCCUGGCCCUGCAGCAGGAAGGCCAGCAGGGGGAGCUGGUGGAGGAGAUGGAGCUCGGCUCGCUGACCUAUUAUGGCGAAGGAAGGUGGCUGCUCAGUCUCAGAGAGCCCAUCUGCUCCCCAGCCUGCUUCUCCAGCUUCUACGGGCAGAAGGAGCUCGAGCCGACCAAAAAAGAACCCGAGAAGAAAAAGAAGCAGAAGUGCACCAUACUGUAAAUGGCAAACAUGGGGAUGUGUGGAUGGGAUGACUGGCGAAUUAAAACUUAGGCUUACUCUGUGCAAGGUUUGUGUGUUUGUGCAGUGUUUAGGGUUUCAGUUGUAGCCACCCUAAAUCCACAAGCUGUGUGCCUUUUUACUGUUGAUUUGCACCACAACCCAAGAUGCCUUCAAUCCAAUUAGGCUUGCUAACGUUGUUGAGUAUCUUGUUUCACAUAUCAGUGCCAGAGUUGCAGUACCUGGCUAUUUGCUGAGGUGUUAUUAGCUGCAGUUUUAGACUAAGGUAGUAUAGCCUCCUCCCAAAGUCCCACAGUUAUCUAAAACGUAGAUUUCCUCUUCCAUACAUGUCAGUGUCUCUCAGUAUUCAAAUAUACAAAAGCUAGGUACUUUAAUUGCAUGCAUCCCAGGUUAACGGUAUGAACAUUAACACUUUUCUGACCUGCUAAAAGUACCUCUGCUGCUUCAACAGAGUUUGUCUGGUGUUUACUUUGUCUUAGUUGUAAGUUAAAGAUUAGCUGUCAUUUCCGUGCAUGUGUGUGUGUGCGCAGUCUAGGAAGUAAUUGUUACAAUAGCAUAUGGGCCAAAGUUAUCUAUUUGAUUAAGUGUAUUAGAAUGAAUGUCAUUUAUAGAGGUCCUUCCUUGUAAAAUCUUUGCACUGUGCAUAGUUUCAAAGGGAGAAGGAAUUUGGUAUUUGUUUCAGCAGCUUGCACUUAGUAAUUAUCAAAUGCUGUGAAUCCAAGUCCAUGUUUUGCAAUCUUUUCUACUGCGCAAGACUGCACCAUUGAUCCCUUUUAUCCUCUUUGAACAGCACUUCAUGUAUUGCAUUUCGAUUUGUAUCCUCUGUGACUGUAAUUUUUUGAAGGGCAAGUCCUACUUUGUGUAGCUCUUAUGAAUCACUAUUUUUGCACUUGUUUUGUACACUUAAUAAAAAAGAACAUGCUUUGCUCCA
Messenger RNA from Chelmon rostratus (copperband butterflyfish), 3253 nucleotides. It is a transcript of the gene cnp, whose product is annotated as 2',3'-cyclic nucleotide 3' phosphodiesterase. The record is from RefSeq and is a predicted model, not a curated record. Gene Ontology annotation, biological process: cyclic nucleotide catabolic process. The transcript is spliced from 4 exons. The coding region runs from base 148 to 2304 and encodes 718 amino acids. Gene Ontology annotation, molecular function: 2',3'-cyclic-nucleotide 3'-phosphodiesterase activity. Lineage: Eukaryota; Metazoa; Chordata; Actinopteri; Chaetodontiformes; Chaetodontidae. Gene Ontology annotation, cellular component: membrane; cytoplasm.